AUGUAUCAACAACAACCAUUCAUUUACCAACCACAUGCUGGAGAUGGUUCCCAAAAUCCAACUCAUUUUGUGCAUCCAUUACCACCACCACCAAACUCCUAUAGCCCUCAAAUUAGUAGCAGUAGUGAAAAAGUACCUGAAACACAAUUUGAAGGUAUGGUUGAUGAGCUUGAUGAAACUACUUUCCCUGCUAAAGGAGAUGGCCAGAAAACCAAAAAACAACGCUUGAAAUGGUGCGAAAAUGACGAUAUAAUUCUUCUCCAGACAUGGCUCAACAUUUCAAAGGAUUCGAUAACAGGAACUGAUCAAAAGGCUGAAACCUUUUGGCGGAGGAUUGAACAUCAAUACAACAAGUACCGCAAAGUAGGUUCUCCUGAGAGGCAAUGGUCUCAACUGAAGUCUCGCUUUCAUACAUUGAGUAAAGCGGUCUCAACUUUUGUCGGUUGCUACAAGAAAGUUACCAACCCUCCGAAGAGCGGCUACUCUGAGAGAGAUAUCAUGGCUGAUGCAUGUUCAUUGUAUAAUGCAAUGGAAAAGACUAAAACAUUCAAUUUUGAGCAUGCAUGGCGGGUGUUGAAAGAUGAACCCAAGUGGAAAGGAGAAGCAAUGUCAAUCUAUUCUCAGCAGUCACAACAUUCUACUGAUGGGGUGCACACAUCAAUCGAUGGUUCAAAACAUGAGGUAGUACAAAUAUUUUCCCGUCCACCGGGUCAGAAAGAUAUGAAGGCAAAGGCAAAGGCUAAGGCAAAGGCAAAGGCUACAACGACUUCCAACAAUGAACAAAAGAUGGCAGAGGCGGAAUCUCUUGUCAAGGAAAAAGAGGAAAGGAUGGCAAGACUUGAGCGUUUAAAGAAGAAUGACCAGCUGAAGAUGUUAAAUGAUAUCCUUUUCCAAGACACAUCUAACAUGAAUGAGGAACAAUUAGCAGAUUUUAAGAACAUAUGUUCUAAUAAUGAUAUCAAUGUGCUAAACCAAUCUGAUGUGUUUACCAAUGUGUUGAAUGGCACACCUCCUGAAGUGCACUACGUGGUGAACAAAACACAAUAUCAUAUGGGUUACUAUCUAGCGGAUGAUGAACGUGAUGGGUAUAAUGGUAAUUUUGUUUACGACCAAGUAGACAAUGCCAUCAUAACCGCUGAAGUAUCUAACGGUCCUAUCCCUUCAUUUGCAACAUUCUUAGAAAGAAGAGGUCAUAUGAGUCAAAGAGAAAUCCAUCGCCAACUUCAAGAAGACUUGGUGGAGCAUAUUUGGGAGCUCUCCGAAAGUAGGAAUAAUGAAAUUUAA
Messenger RNA from Lotus japonicus, 1284 nucleotides. RefSeq names its product glutathione S-transferase T2-like. NCBI's taxonomy places the organism in Eukaryota, Viridiplantae, Streptophyta, Magnoliopsida, Fabales, Fabaceae. The coding region runs from base 1 to 1284 and encodes 427 amino acids. The transcript is spliced from 3 exons. The record is from RefSeq and is a predicted model, not a curated record.